AUGUCUGGUCUUGUCGCUACUCUCAAAAAGAUCUUCCAAAGGAAGAAGCCAAUCCCAUUGGCAUGUUCUAUGAGUCUUGAAAAUGACGAAGGGCAUGUACAUACUGGGGCGUGUUUUGUGGAUAUUCAACCACUUACGACUGUUGAACUAUUUCAAUCCCAGGGUUGCCAAUCUUGCCCUCCAGCAAUUCCAGCGAUCCAUGAAAGCAUUAAGAAUGAUCCUAAUCUUCUCCUCCUUACCUACAACGUAACCUACUUUGACCACAUGGGUUGGACUGACACCUUCGGCAAGCGUCAAUGGGAUCAACGCCAACGCGCCUACGUCCAGAAAUGGGGACGAAACAACAUCUUCACCCCGCAGGUCAUUGCAGACGGUAUCGCAGAUGGCACAGGCGCCGGACAGAAUGAAGUUAACAAUAUCGUAUCUGCCGCUCGCGGAGUUCGCAGCUCCAUGCCAUGGCGCAUCAUCGUUGACACCAAUGACACCGAGUUACGCAUCGACUCUGAUCUUCCCCACGCGGAUCCUCAUGAUAUCUUACUUAUCAUGUAUGAUCCCAAGCCAGAGACAGUGAAGAUCAAGAAAGCGGUCAAUAAGGGGAAGAAAAUCGAACAUCGGAAUGUUGUAACGGGCAUUUCGAAGAUUGGGGAGUGGGUUGGUGGGAAUCUCACGAUGCCGCUUCCUGAUGCUGCGAUGAGAGGUGGUCAUGGGAAUCUUGAGAUUGUUGCUGUUGUGCAAGCUGGGAAUGGCGGGCCGAUUCUAGCUUCUCAGAAGUUGUGA
Molecule: messenger RNA, 777 nt
Organism: Glarea lozoyensis ATCC 20868
Lineage: Eukaryota; Fungi; Ascomycota; Leotiomycetes; Helotiales; Helotiaceae
Product: Thioredoxin-like protein
Exons: 2
Coding region: 1-777 (258 amino acids)
Source: RefSeq, a predicted model, not a curated record